Molecule: messenger RNA, 3630 nt
Organism: Vicugna pacos (alpaca)
Lineage: Eukaryota; Metazoa; Chordata; Mammalia; Artiodactyla; Camelidae
Gene: SPEM3
Product: SPEM family member 3
Biological process (GO): flagellated sperm motility; sperm individualization
Cellular component (GO): cytoplasm
Source: RefSeq, a predicted model, not a curated record
AUGGGUGAGCGAACCCACCACGGAGCCCAGGCAUGCUCUGGCACCAACCCCAGGAAGUGCCAGGAUCUAGGAGACUCAAUUCUUCUGAUUCUGGGCAGCUUCAUCUUGCUCAACGUGGGGAUCAAUGUGGUGACUCUGCUAUGGAGGCAUCUGAAGAGCUCCUUGCGGACUCUUUUCCGUCAUUUUUUCCCCAAAGACAAGCAAUCCAGCUCUCCAGGCAGCCAUCCCAUGUGCAUGCGCUGUUCUGUGGAUCCCAAGAACCUGUGCUCAAGAGUCUCUUCCCACUUCCACUGUCACCCAAGCUUCCUGCUCGGGCAGCCUAACCACCUUGACUCCUGGAUACCAGACACGAAUGAUGAGAAGGCUUCUAAGUGCUGCUGGAUGCCGCCUCAGUGUGGACACGCUGGGGCUCCCAUGGAGGCUCCAUGGGGACUGUGGAAGGAGGGGAUAAUGGGAGCUGGGGAGGCCCCUCAAGUCACAGCCUUAAAGGCCCAAGACACCUUUUUCUCCAGGCAAGAGACAUCUUCCAAGUACCACAGGAUGAGCAAGUUGGACAUGGUUCCACUCCGCCUGCCCCAAGAGAGCAAGACUAAGACCCCAGCCUGUGACCCAGCCCAGGCCCCAGCCCAGGCCCAGACCUGCUCCCCAGUCCAGCCCCCUCGGCGCACUCCUGCCAGGGCCCAGGCCUUCUCCUCAGCCCACCCCUCUGAGCACACCCCUGCCCAGGCCCAGACCCGCUCCCCAGUUAACCCCCCUGAGCACGGCCCACCCCAGCCUCAAACCUGCUCCCCAGUACACGCUGCUGGGCACACUCCUGCCAGGACCCAGACCUUCUCCUCAGCCCACCCCGCUGAGCGUGACCUGCCCCAGGCCCAGCCUCCCUCCCCAGUUUAUCCCCCUGAGCAUGCCCCACCCCAGCUCCAAACUCGCUCCCCAGUCCAGCCCCCUGUGUACACUCCUGCCAGGACCCAGACCUUCUCCUCAGCCCACCCUCCUGAGCAUGCCAUGCCUCGGGUGCAGACUCACUCCUCAGUCCACCCCGCAGAACACACCACCUCCCAGGCCCAGACUCACUCCCCAGCCCUCACUCCUGAGCACAGCCCUGCCCAGGUCCAUGGUCCUGAGCACCCCUCAGCCCAAAUCCUGGCCCAGGCCCAAACCCAGAUCCCCUCACAUGCCUCAGCCCAGUCCUUGGGCCACAACCCUGAGCACACAACAGCCCCCGCCUCAGCCUGCACCCUGACCCAUGCUCAUCUAACCUAUACCCGUAACCGUACCCUGGUCCCUCCUCCAACUUCUGCCCCUGCUGCAACUCCUGCCCCAGCCCCCGCACCAGCCUCUGCCCCAAUCUCUGCCACAACCCCUGUCCCAGCGCUGGUCAUGGCCCUGACUACCACUCCAGUCCCGGCUACUACCCCUUCCCCCGUCCUAACUUCUAUUCCCUCUACCCUGUCCGCCUUCAGCCAGGGCCUCUCCAGGGGUCACGUGGUCUAUGAUGCCCGCAGGGUAAAGCAGAACUUAUUCCAUGUGUGUCCCCCUCAGAAUUCUGGGUAUUCCAGAAAGGACUUGGGUACCCUCUCCAGGCCCCAAGAGGGGCAUGGCCCAGUGAGCUCUGGUACAGCUGAGCAAACAUCAAAGCCAUGUAGUGCGGAUGGUGCCAGGCUCUCCACAGGAUCCAUAUUGGGUUACCUGGAGCUGGGGAAUAUGGAAUGGAAGAUCUCAAAUGACGCCAACGGCGAGUUCUUACAGCCCAAGACCUUCCCUUACUGCAGCUUCCACCCUUGCAGUUCUGAGAAGAGAGAAGCAGACUCCCAGGCUCCAGUCUACCCCAAAUUCCUGGUCUACUCCAAGGAUGCUGCACCUUCUCAACCUUGUUUCCAUUCUCCAACCAGUACCCAGACCUCGCCAGGCACUGUGCCUCCACCACGCAUUCUUUCUCUACCUCUUGUUUCUCCCAGAUCCUUUGUCCUUCAACACACCAACCACCAGAAGCCCUCCACCUUAACACAAACUGCCACCCUUCCGCCAACCUCCAAGUCUCCUCAAACUGUCCUCUCUUCCCAGGGGCCCAUCCCUACCCAGUUCUCCACAAUUUCCCAAACCCCCAACCGGACUCAACCUCCUGAACUUCAUGAGAGUCUAGGCCUCACCCAAGACUCUGGCCUCCAAAAUACCCCAGGCCCUUCAAAAGACUCUACUGUUUCCAGAAACCCAGGCCUUACCCCAAAUUCAGGCCUCCACAAGAACCCAGGCCUUACCCAAGAUCCAGGUCUCCACAAGCUUCCAGGCGUAAGCCAAGACCCUUUUCUAUUCAAGAAUUCAAGUCUUUCCCAAAGCUCUGAACUUCACAAGAAUCCAGUUGUUACCCAAGAUUCUGGCUCCCAGAAGAGCCUAAGUUUUACUCAAGAUGCGAGUAUCUUUAGGAGUCCGUGUCUCACCCAACCCUCUGGUCUCCACAAGAAUGCACCAUUUCUCCCAGCUUCUGACAUUCAGAGGAGUGUAGGCGUUCUGCGAGACUCUGGAGUCUAUGGGAAUCUAGAGCAAAACCAGGAGACUGCACUCUAUAAAAGUCAAGAGCGCUCCCCCAAAACCGGCCUCCAUAAUAGCUCAGGCCCUUUGCAAGAUUCUGGAUGUCACAAGAGUACGGGUAACGCCCAAGAUCCGGGAGUCUCCAGGAAUCUAGGCUUUACCCAAGAUUCUGGGUCACAGAAGAGUCUAUACCUUGCCCAAGACUCUAGAGUCAACAAGAGCUCAGGCCUUUCCCAGGAAUCUGGUCUCCAUAAAAGCCCAGGCCUUGUCCAAACCUCUGGCCUCUAUAAGGGCUCAGGCCUUACCCAAGACUCAGGAGACUACAAGAAUCCAGGUCUUACCCAAGAUUCUGGAGUCUACAGGAGCCAAGGCCUUACUCAAGAUUCUGACCUCCAUAAGAAUCCGGGCCUUACUCAAGCCACUGAAGUCAAGCAAUGUGGCCUUACCCAAGAUGCUGGAAUUUGCAGGAGCCCAGAACAUACCCAUGACCCUAAAUGCCACAAGUCCUCAGGAAUUAAUCAAGAUCCUGGCCCCCAUAAGGGCCCAGUCCUUAGCCAAGGCUCUGGCCUCCCCAAGACUCAAGGCCUUACCAAAGGAUCAGGACUCAACAAAACCUCAUGCCUUGUCCCAAAUCCUGAUCUUCACAAGAACCCAGGCCUCACUCUAGGAACUGACUCUGCCCAAGUCUUGGGUCCACAUCAGACCCGAAAGGCAUUUGUAUCCGGGGAGAUUCCUCGAAAGGAAGCAGAGCAGCACACACCAUGGACUUCUGUCCCACUCAGUCAGAACACGGGCUCUCCCAAGGCCCCGGUGAUCUACAAUGACCUGCAAACCUUCUCAGAGGUGCCUGUACUAAUUGAGCUGCAGUCGUCCUCCCGGCGAGCAGGCAGCCAAGACUGGGUGUACCGCCCUGUGGACACAGUUCCUCCAACCUGUCAGAACUACCGCCAGAUGUCUGUGCCUCCCAAAACCAAUCAGUGGAAGCCCCACUGUCCUGGGUCAGGCACUCGGGUAGAGCAUGUGGUCUUUGACGCCCGCCAGAGACAGUUUGGAGUGGGCAGGGACAAGUGUGAAGCUCUGUCUCCCAGGCGCCUUCACUAA